AUGGAAUUCGUAUACAAUAAAUUUUUUUUCCUAUUCACAAUUAUUCUCAUUAGCAGCCAAUUAUUAUACAUUUGUACUGGUGAUGCUUCAAUAGAUACAGAUGAAAAUCCUGUUUCUUUAAAUAAACGUUAUCGUUUUGAUAAAAAAGAAAGUUCAACAUCGAAUGAAGAUAUUGAUUUCAAUGAUCAUGAUGACGAUCAUUUAUUACCAAUACAUAAACGAUAUCGUUUUGAUAAACGUUAUCGAUUUGAUAAAAAACAAGUGAAUAAUGAUGGUAUUAACAAACGUUACCGUUUUGAUAAACGUUAUCGAUUUGAUUGA
Molecule: messenger RNA, 321 nt
Organism: Adineta steineri
Lineage: Eukaryota; Metazoa; Rotifera; Eurotatoria; Adinetida; Adinetidae
Source: the annotation of a GenBank genome assembly